Molecule: messenger RNA, 5383 nt
Organism: Mus musculus (house mouse)
Lineage: Eukaryota; Metazoa; Chordata; Mammalia; Rodentia; Muridae
Gene: Kif6
Product: kinesin family member 6
Exons: 16
Coding region: 145-1992 (615 amino acids)
Biological process (GO): microtubule-based movement; spermatogenesis
Cellular component (GO): male germ cell nucleus; cytoskeleton
Molecular function (GO): ATP binding; cytoskeletal motor activity; microtubule binding
Source: RefSeq, a predicted model, not a curated record
GGGAACCCGGGGCCGCGGUGCUGCUUGGGUAGCAUCUUUGGUUACUGUUGCUAGGGCAGCGGUGUCUGCGGGAGGUGGGAAUAGGAAGUUUUAGGUGGUCCGGACUCGGAAAGGUCAAGGGUCAGUGCGGAGUCUCCGCUGGUGAUGGUGAAGCAGACGAUCCAGAUUUUCGCUAGGGUGAAGCCCACCGUGCGGAAGCAGCAGCAAGGGAUUUACUCCAUAGAUGAAGAUGAAAAAUUAACGCAUAGCUUGGAAAUUGUCUUACCCCGAGACCUGGCAGAUGGAUUCGUAAACAACAAACGAGAAAGCUACAAGUUUAAGUUUCAAAGGAUUUUUGACCAAGAGGCUAAGCAAGAGAUCAUUUUCGAGAUCAUUGCCAAACCAGUCGCCGAGAGUACCUUGGCAGGUUACAAUGGCACCAUCUUCGCAUAUGGGCAGACGGGCAGUGGCAAGACAUUCACCAUCACAGGCGGGGCAGAGCGCUACAGUGACAGAGGCAUCAUCCCAAGGACCCUGUCGUACAUUUUUGAGCAGUUGCAAAAGGACAGCAGCAAGAUCUACACGACACACAUUUCUUACUUGGAAAUCUACAACGAAUGUGGCUAUGACCUGCUGGAUCCCAGACACGAAGCCUCCAAACUGGAAGAUCUGCCGAAAGUGACAAUAUUGGAGGACCCUGAUCAGAACAUUCACCUGAAAAACCUGUCUCUGCAUCAGGCAACAACUGAGGAGGAAGCUCUGAACCUGCUCUUCUUGGGGGACACCAACAGGAUGAUCGCUGAGACUCCUAUGAAUCAAGCUUCAACCCGGUCACACUGUAUUUUCACUGUGCACUUGAGCAGCAAGGAGCCAGGUUCUGCCACCGUCCGACAUGCUAAGCUCCAUCUGGUUGACCUGGCAGGGUCAGAGCGUGUCUCGAAGACUGGAGUCGGGGGCCUGCUUCUGACAGAGGCCAAAUACAUCAACUUGUCCCUACACUACCUGGAGCAGGUCAUCAUUGCCCUUUCGGAAAAACACCGUACACACAUCCCUUACAGGAACUCCAUGAUGACCAGCGUGCUCAGAGACAGUCUGGGAGGGAACUGCAUGACCACCAUGAUUGCAACCCUGUCUUUGGAGAAGAGGAACAUUGAUGAGUCUAUCUCCACCUGCAGAUUUGCUCAGCGAGUGGCCCUAAUUAAAAACGAAGCCAUUCUCAACGAAGAGAUUGAUCCCAGGCUGAUGAUUGUUCGCUUGCAAAAGGAGAUUGAAGACUUGAAGGCAGAGUUGGCCAUGGCCACAGGAGAGCAGAGGACAGAGGCCCUCACGGAAGCAGAGCUCCUUCAGUUGGAAAAACUAAUAGCAUCCUAUUUGGAAGACCAAGAUCCAGAGAGUCGACUGGAAGUUGGCGCUGAUAUGCGUAAAAUCCAUCACUGUUUUCAUCAUUUUAAGAAGCUGUUGAAUGACAAGAAGACCCUAGAGAAUACUGUCUCCUCUGAAAGCACACGGCAAGCAUGCCAAGAACCAUUGAGAGAUGAAGAAUAUACAAAGCUCCUAGGUCUUCUCAAGCAGAGGGACAACGAGAUCAAUAUCCUGGUCAAUAUGUUAAAAAAGGAAAAGAAGAAAACUCAGGAUGCCCUCCAGAAUUCAAGCCUAGAGAAAAGCGAUACCAGGCCACCUCAGAACUCGCCCUUCAUCGCUGGGAGCCCAGCGGUCCCAAGGACCCCAUUCUCCUCAGCCCCGAGCCACACCCAGGACCUCAGCAUCUGCAGGCACAGAUCCAGCUUGCUCCACAAAAAAACAGGGAUGAGAGAGGAGAUGUCACUGGGACGCCAGGAGGCUUUUGAGAUUUUCAAGAGGGACCACGCUGACAGUGUCACCAUCGAGGACAACAAACAGGUUCUGAAGCAGAGAUUUUCUGAAGCAAAAGCUCUGGGAGAAAGUAUAAAUGAAGCAAGAAGUAAAAUUGGAAAACACUUUCAGGUCGUUCGGGAGAAGGCAGAUGCAUUUUAAUCUCGUCGUAACAGCCUUGACCUGAUAAUUUCCAUUCUUGUAUCUCAAAAAUAACUUUGCCAGCAGACACCAUCAUCUAGAUAUCAGGAAAAAAAAGCCCGCAGUACAGUGUCAACUCCAUGUCAAGCAGGCAGCUCACGGAUGCCAUGGGGACAGUGGCUUGCCCGAGUGGGUGGUCCCCCUGGGCUCAGCACUCUUCUAAGGGAUAUGAACUAUUUUUAAAUGCCAUCUCCAGCCUGGCUCAGCUCUCUGAUUGUCCCAGGAAGAGUUAGUGGAAUGUCAUCUCUGUGGAUGGCAGGGGUAUUCCACUGUCUUCUGUUGACUGGAAGGGGGAUGACAGGCAGAAAUGGAAAGGGCCAUAAUGAUGCUCAUUUGCUGCGUGCAGCAGAGGACUUGCUGGGUCCCUUCUUGACCACCCUGAAAACUAAUGAGUGGUCUGCUGAAGGUCACCCAAUAGCAUUCAGAAGAGAAAACACACAAGGCUGAGAUACCUACUGCUCUCCUCACAAGGCAGCCAAUCCACUCACGGUGGAAACAGCCUCGGUUCGAGACCUCCCUCCCUUAGUCACAUGACCCUCUAGGCCAGAUCCGUUCUCUAAUCCGGUGUCUACGUCACAGCUUACCGAAGCCUGCAAAGAAUAUCACAAGUCACUAGGCACUCCCCUCCCAAGUAGAUGUCUGCUGUUGAACUUCAUCUAAAAAGCAGAGAUGCUGUCACACAGACCGACCUACAAGCAACCAGCAUCACUAAUCAGGCAUCCAGGGACAAAGCCCAGCCCGGUCCAUUUGUGUAGGAAAAAUAGUAAAAGCCCCAGGCAGCUCCCAGAGUGAGGCUUGCAGGGUGGCCAGAGGCAAAAGAGCUCAGGAGUACCAUGGUGAAGACGUCCUGAAGUCUGGGACUGUCUGGAACUCUGUGGAGUAAAAUAAGACUGCCACCACCACAUGCCUUGGGACAGACUUUGGGCUAGAGUCAGAAUGACCACGUCGCAGCUACAGUCCUGCUGGCUGACUUCAAGAGAGCUCCCAUGCGUCUCUGCGUACAGGCAGUGCUGCCGAGACAGAGAAGGGGCUUGGCCCGCCCCGUAGUCUGCAGCCACAGAGGAGUGGAGCCAGCACCUUGCACCCCUUUUCUCCUGGGCUCCAAGAUUAGUGUUCAGUCGGAAAGCAGGAAACCUCACAACCCAACUGGGAAGCAAGCACAGAAACACUACUGUCGUGCUGCCGUGUGCGGUAUCUUCUCCAAGUUCAAGUCGGUAAGGAAAGGAAAGGAGCCCCUGAGAAUGAAGAGCCUUCCCCAACUUUCCUAGCUGGAGGAUAAUAAAGGAAGAUAGCAAGGCAGAGCCACCACAGGGAAGGUCUGCUGUGCUAGAUGCUCUCCCCUCUGCCCUGGGGUUCAGAAGGCUAGAGAUGCCUUCCAGAGUUCAGCAUGUCUUCUUUUAAUUGCAAAAGUGAUUCACAAAUAUGUUGUUCGUACAUCACUUCAGUGGUUCUCUAUCAGUAGGGAUUUGCCACAGGAUCCCUGGGCCUAUGCAUAGUAUUAGACCGUGUGUCUGUCUGUCUGUCUGUCUGUCUGUGUUUACCAAGCUUUUUCCUAUGUGUAGAAGAUCCUUUGCCAAUUUAUGUAUAAUUAAGUACAUCAAGAUUAAUCAUAAGUAGUAAUAGAAUAAAAUCAUUUUAACAAUAUACUUCAAAAAAUUCUGUGGAUGAGUUUUCGCCAUUCAUUCACAAAUAUUUUCUCAUCUUGUAGCAAUCAGAUCCUUCCUUUUUUUUUUUUUUUGCUUUUACUAGUUUCAUAUUUCUGUCAGUUUCUUUCAGGCAUACAGUGUAUCGUGAGCUGAGUAUACCCCCACUACCUUCUCUCAUCCCCCUCUCAUUCCUGGUGGCCUCUCCUACUGUCAUGGUCUGUGUGGUCCACAGCUGCCAUGUGCUCAUGACUUCAUCAAUCCUGUCACAUCUGGAUGACAGCAUUUUUUUAGUGCUCCUCCCCGUCCUCCAGGUCUUACAGUUCCGAGUACUGCCAGCCCUUUUCUGUGACAUCCCCUGGGCCUCAGGGUGGAUGGAAAGGAUGUCCCACUGAGAGCUGAGCACUAGGCAGCCCCUUGGUCUCAGCAUUCCAUCAGGUUCUGAGUCUCUGCUCUGACCAUCAUCCAGUGCCAGGCUCCCCUGACUAAGGCAGAGGACUGCACUGUUCCGUGUCAUUGUUCCUCUUACAGGGAGACAGACAUUAAAGAGGUGCCCAUGGCUUCCCAUGAAUUGCCAGCCGCCCUUGCAUCUAAGGAUAAUCAUGAAGUAAAAUAAGAUGUGAGUGCUUAAAGACACGCACACACACAUACACACACAGACAUGCAUGCACACAUGUACCCAUACAUACACACACAUACAAAUACACACACACAGACAUGCAUGCACACAUGUACCCAUACACUCACACACACACACACACACACACACACACACACACACACACACCACACGCAUUCGCACUCUCACACUGCAAUACUAUGAUAGUGUAUCUGAUGUGAAGAUUGUUAUUCACAACUGAUGGAUACACUGUACCAAGGAUGAUUUACAUUCUGGACUGGCCAGGAUGGCACUAUACUAUCAAGUUCCAUCAGGCCAGAGAGAGCAGCCUCAGUUUAAAACUUAGAUGCUGCUUACUUCUAGGGUUUCUGUGUUAACAUUUUCACAUUAUAGUUAACCAAAGACAACGGAAACCUCAAAAAAGAAAAUUAAUGACGAGAGCAAGAGAAAGGUUACCAUACGUGUAUAGAAGUGUAAAAUCCCGCCUUACUUCCUGCCCUGCAGUGCCAGCCUGUUACCUCUGCAGACAGAUGCACUGCCUGCAACACUGCCAAGUCUCUUCUUACUUUCUCUAUGCAUUCGUAGCCAGGGGACAGAUCGGUCGGUGAUAGAUCAAUAAUGUGACAGAUAAGUAAUAUAGGUACAUAGAUGAUAGGGUGAAGUUUGACUGGUUAGUAAUAAAGACAGGUCAACAGACAGACAGACAGACAGACAGACAAACAAUUUAUUAACAUGGCCAUCCACGUGUUAUUCCUUACCCCGCUUUCUCACUGAACCCUCUAUAUUUUGGUGUGUUAUUUGGUUUUGGUGGUGAAUAAAAUGUUCUAUCAGACCGGUUAUAACAAAUGUUUCACACACACCAUUUUUUUUCUAUAAAAACAAUACAUGCACUUGCACAUAGAGAUGUGAGAGUUUAGGGGCAAGAUAUUGAGAUGUGGCAUGAAAGGGAGGAACAGUGUCAGCCACGUUUAGUUUUCUCAGCUCCUUGGUCACCAACCCAAGGGGCUUCGUUGGCAUAUACUCCCUCUGUCCACAGCAGCGCCCACGUUCCCACACAUGUCCUUGCAUGUGACAUCAGCUCUUGCCAGUU